AUGGCCAAAAGGAAGAUUCUGGCUCCCGAGAAGCAAACCAAGAAACCGUACAAGUCAAUGCCUCAAGUAGAGGUAGCACUUUGUAUUCCAUCGACGGUAAUUUCCCAUUCCAAUGCUCGCAACUUGCAACAAGCUACAUUUAUAGCGUACCAAAUUGCCAAAGCUGCGACUUUAUACAAUGUUUCUGAGAUCGUAGUGCUCAGUAUACCCGAUGCUGAAGCUGUGGCCGAAAUAUCCGGCCCAAAAGUCGUCUCUGCUGCCACUGGAGGUCAGAAAAUCAUGUUUGAUGAAGUUGCAAAUUCGCCAAAAGUGGAACAAAAUCAUGAAAAUCGGAACGACGACGACUCGCUACUCUUAGCAACGCUUCUCCAAUACUUUGUCACUCCACCAUACCUUGUCAAGGCUGUUUUCAAAGACAGCAAGUUUCGUAAGAAGUUCAAGUAUGCUGAAAAAUUGCCCAAAAUUCCAUCAUUACCAUUCAUGGCCAACAAUGACGUGCACAAAGACUUCAGAGAAGGCCUUUCUGUUGCCAAGAAGACGCCCAAGAUCGUCAAAAAGAACAAGAAAGUAUCGGGAAAGAAACUUUCUGUCACCAAAUACGUCAAUAUUGGAGGUGAUGAGCUACUCGAAUUGGCAGGUCCCGAUAUUCCUGUAAACGUCAGAGUCACCGUAGACGUUAAAAACAAGAAAGUGGUCAGUCCGCGCGACGCAUAUGGAGUAUCUGGCAACAAAUCUACGUUUGGAUAUUUCGUCAGAGUUUCCCGAUCAUUUACGUCAAUUUUCACCGAAUCGACAUUUCCCUCUGGUUAUACAAAAUCUUAUUAUAUUAGCUGUGAUGACUUCUAUGGCAAGCCCGAUACAGGUAUUAAGAAGGAAACGUUUGGUGACAUUAGUGAGGGCAAAAUUCUUUUGGUGAUGAGCAAUUGGAAGCAUCUUGAAGCCAGUUUUCUGGUGGAAGCAUUUGAAGGUGUUGCAAAAGUAAGUGAAUUAUUCGAUGGAGAAAUCGAAAUGGAACAAGGAAUUCGGGUCGAGGAUGCGGUGAUGGUGGGACUUGCGAGGUGCAGAUAA
Molecule: messenger RNA, 1068 nt
Organism: Meyerozyma guilliermondii ATCC 6260
Lineage: Eukaryota; Fungi; Ascomycota; Pichiomycetes; Serinales; Debaryomycetaceae
Product: putative methyltransferase
Exons: 1
Coding region: 1-1068 (355 amino acids)
Source: RefSeq, a predicted model, not a curated record